Pyrus x bretschneideri (Chinese white pear) is the source of this 1084-nucleotide messenger RNA. RefSeq names its product BURP domain-containing protein 3. NCBI's taxonomy places the organism in Eukaryota, Viridiplantae, Streptophyta, Magnoliopsida, Rosales, Rosaceae. Bases 1 to 963 code for a protein of 320 amino acids. The record is from RefSeq and is a predicted model, not a curated record. The transcript has 3 exons.
AUGAACCCAUCUGCUCCUGUUUACCACAGCUUUCUGAGUUUUCUUGUUUCAUCCAGUAAAAUUUUCCUCACACUCGUGCGAGUCCAUGCUGCUUUACCUUUACCACCUGAGCUUUACUGGAACUCCGUCCUACCAAACACACCAAUGCCGAAAACUCUCAGUGAACUAAUCCAGCCUGAAUCGGGCGGAACAGCCACAAACUUUGCUGGUUACAACCCACAAUCUUUUAUGGCUGCGCGUCUUCUAUUUUUCCUUUACAACAGGAGCGCUUCCCGUGACGAUAUAAACCGCCUAAAAGAUCCAACGCAAGUAGUUUUCUUCUUGGAGGAGGCCGUGCGUCCUGGAAUAACAAUGAAAUAUAGCUUCUCAAGAAAUACAAGUACUCCAGCAAUGUUCUUACCCCGCGAAAUUGCAGAAUCGGUCCCCUUCUCAUCUAGCAAACUGCCAGAAAUUCUUAACCGAUUUUCACUGAAGCCUGGGUCAGUGCAGGCUGAUAUAAUGAAGCAGACCCUUCAGACAUGUGAAAGUACAGCUAUUCCAGGAGAACAAAGAUAUUGCGCCACCUCUUUGGAGUCAUUGGUUGAUUACGCUACUGCCAAGCUCGGAAGAAAUAUUCAACCAAUCUCCACAGAGUUGGAAGCAGGAGCUGCCAUCCAGAAUUACACAAUAACCCCUGGAGUGAAGCUGAUCACUUCAGCAGACAAGGACAGACUCAUUGUCUGUCAUAAGAUGGACAACGGCUACGCCGUCUUCUACUGCCAUGGGUUUAAAAGAACUAGAGCUUAUUCCGUGCCUCUGCAAGGAUCUGACGGGACGAAAGUAAAAGCAGUAGCAAUCUGCCAUCUCGAUACGUCUGCCUGGAACCCGAAGACUUAUGCCUUGCUAGAGGUCAAAGUUGCACCCGGAACUGAUUCCGUCUGCCAUUUUCUUCCCGAGGGCCAUAUUGCAUGGGUUCCUAAAUAGAAACCAUGUAAAUUGACCUCAUCACCUGGAAAAUUGCUUCUUUCCAGUGUACCAGUUUGAAAUUAGAAUCCUUUGUGGUUCUAUACUUAGUUCACUGUAAAAGAUCUACUUAAUAAUAAAG